CGGAACUUGGAAGUUGGAAGCUGCCUGGUUGAGGAGGGUUACAAAAACUCAUUUUGAGCUUGGAGAAGCGCUCUCUGCGCGAAUCAAGGGCGCUCCUCAUCCAGCACCGCAUACGCCAUUUCUGUAUCCAUUACCUGAAGAUUUGAAGUCACGGUUCAAAAGCAGUUCGGCGCCAAGAGACCUGUUUACAAGUAUACAUUGCGAGCUGCACCUGGGUUAAUUGCUGAAAACGCGGGCGAGCAAAGAUGAGGCCUCCAAGAGGUGGCGGUGGUGGUCGAGGGGGCUUCCGGGGCGGUGGCGGCCAGGGGGGCGACCGUGGGGGCUUUGGCGGCCGGGGGGGCAGUCGAGGGGGGGGCUUUGGCGGCCGGGGGGGAGAUAGAGGGCGUGGCGGAGGCAGGGGACGGGGAGGGGGCCGGGGAGGAGGACGCGGGGGCAUGAAGGGAGGGGCCAAGGUGGUGAUCGAGAACCACAGACAUGAGGGAGUGUUCAUUGCCCGAGGAAAGGAGGAUGCGCUUGUGACCAAGAACAUGGUGCCCGGAGACAGCGUGUAUGGGGAGAAGAGAAUAAGUGUGGAGGCUGAGGGAGGAGAGAAGACGGAGUACCGAGUAUGGAACCCCUUCAGAUCAAAGCUGGCGUCCGCGAUCUUGGGUGGUGUGGACAACAUCUACAUUAAGCCUGGCGCCCAUGUCCUGUACUUGGGCGCUGCAUCUGGAACCACCGUUUCCCACGUCUCAGAUCUCAUCGGGCCGACUGGCAUCGUGUACGCCGUCGAGUUCAGCCACCGCAGUGGGCGCGAUCUGGUAAACAUGGCCAAGAAGCGUACGAACGUGAUUCCCAUCAUCGAGGACGCUCGGCAUCCUGCCCGCUACCGCAUGCUCGUCGGCAUGGUCGACGUCAUCUUUGCUGACGUCGCGCAGCCAGACCAGGCGCGUAUCGUAGCUAUCAACGCCCACCACUUCCUCAAGAAUCAGGGCCACUUCGUUAUCUCCAUCAAGGCCAACUGCAUCGACUCCACGGUUCCUGCUGAGCACGUGUUUGCCAAGGAGGUGGAGAAGCUCAAGGCGGAGAAGUUUAAGCCCAGCGAGCAGCUGACGCUGGAGCCGUACGAGAGGGACCACGCAGUAGUGGUCGGCGGAUACAGGAUGCCGCCUAAAAAGAAGGCCUAGAAUCUUUGUCGAAGCACCGUGGGCUGGUCGAGUCCGGAUUGAACUAGAGCGUUAUAUAGGGUCGUACAUAUUGCAAAUCAAGACAAUCUCAAGCUGGCAAGCUCUUGUGGAAGAUUCCCGGUGGCGCCAUGAUGACGCGUGGUUGUGAUCUUACUUUGCUAAGUCACCAGUCAAAUGAUUGAUGAAUUGAACUUGAAUGAGACCCCGGUCCAUAUGCAACAGUCCAGCAGGAUGAUCGCGAUUGCACAUUGGAGC
This is a messenger RNA of Klebsormidium nitens, 1421 nucleotides long. The record is from the annotation of a GenBank genome assembly. NCBI's taxonomy places the organism in Eukaryota, Viridiplantae, Streptophyta, Klebsormidiophyceae, Klebsormidiales, Klebsormidiaceae.